GUAGCACCAUCAGUUAUUUAGAACUGCCAUCAAAGGCAGUCAUAACAUCAUUUAAAUUAUUUAAAUUGAUCCAUUUCAUUCCAUAGUGCUAUUACAGCCUGUGUUGUAAAUUCUAAAAAAGUCUAAGUUGCAAAUAUUUGUUUUUUAACAAUGGCGACUCUCCAGUCUUUGUUUGCGCUGAUGGUAUUGGUGACUGUCUGCAGUGCUGCACCUAAAAAACCAACCCUAAAAAUUCCCGAAGAAUGUAAAGGGAAAGGUUUUUGUUCAAUUAAACCAGAAGGAUACGACGAAAUGCAAGAUGAGGUCAAAAAACUUUUGAAUAAUCAAUUUAUUGCUCAAAACUUUGCUGAUCGGAUCGGAGAUGAUGUCACGAUGGGAACGACAGAACUUUCUCCUGAGAGCGACUGGCAUAACUGCCCUUCCAGAAAGAAGCGUGAGCAGAUGUAUAUCUUCAGUCAUUCCAAUGACACGCAAUCAGCAGACUACAUAAUCCAAAAUGAUAUGAUUCAGCAGCCCGUCGACAUCGUCUCUUGCGCGAAUGAUUUAAUUAGUACAGAGAACUCUGAGAAAGAAGAAUGCUUCCAGCACUUUGGUUUAAGUUCUUUUAACUUGAAAUCGAAAUGCGAGACAUCAUACACUUUCCGCAACUAUUUUGUUUACGAUUAUAAUAAAAAAGAAAUUGUUAUUAAGUCCUACGAAGUACCUUGUUGCUGCACUUGUAAGAUUAGUAGCUCUCAGUAAUUAAAACUUCACAUUUAGUGAUGGACCCAAAAUAGUUCCUUGUGGCAUUCCGAAAUACAAACUAAUUUUAUCACAUCGCCUUGUCCUGUUAUAUUUGAAAAAAAAAAAAUGUAAGCAGCUUAAUGUACGAUCAUUUUGACGUAAAUUAAGCAGUUAAAUCAUGCAAUGAUUUUGUAAUAUUUUUGAGACUGAUUUUUUUCUAGAAUUAUUCAUUAGUUUAACAAAAUCUUUUUUUAUCCAAACUUUGAUUACUUUUAAGUAUGUAGUUAUACUUAACCAUUUUCUAUAUGGUUACAAAAUUGAUCUGGCUUAAUAUGUUUUAUACUGAUUUAUAAAUAAGUAAGAAAAAAUAUUCUUGUACAAUUGCUGUGUUAGUAUUAAAUUAAAGUAUUUUUAAGAAUUUGUAUCUGGUAUACAACACGAUGAAUAUAAAGCUUUGUUAAAUUAUUGAAAUUAUAUUGUUUAAUUUAAGAAAUAGAAUCAAUGCAACUAUAAUAUUGGUUCCUUUUGACACCUCACUUACCAACAUCAAGUAUGGUAAAAUCUCACAACACAAUAUACUCUUACAUUAACCUACCUCAAAUGAGACAAUGAAUAAAAGAAUAAGAUAGUCAUCAAACAACAAAUGUCAAAGAUCUGUGUAAUCUAGAGUCAAAAGCAGAUGAAACUGCACGAAUCUGGCUUUUUGCACAUAACACUACUUAAUAAAGAACCUUAUUAUCGCAUAUAUAAAACAAAUAUAAUAUUCCGUUACGUCUGAUACACACGGCCAUUCAAAGACAUCAACUCAAGUGAAAAAAUCAUUGUGUUCAUACGAUUUUGAACCUUAUGUCUCAAUAACAAUAUUUAUAACCCGUUACAGAAAUUUGUUGGUAUCUGAUAAGGAAGUGUAGUAAUAUAGUUAGUAUUCAAUGAACUUUCAACCUUAUUAACUAGCCGAUAGAUUCAAAUUUGGCUUGUUUUAAGGAAACUGGUGAUCAAUUCCAACUAUUGCUUCUUUAUUUGUUCAAUGUUUGUCAUCGGUUUAGUGGCACAGAGGCAGAAUGGUCCUUAUUUAAACGAAGGUAUAAAUAUGAUUUACAGAAUAUUAAUUUACUCAGUGAGUACCUAUGUAGUUACUAAAAUAAAAAAGAGGCUAUAGUGAUGUAAGAAAAGUUUGUUAAAUUACCCUGGUAGGGCUUUUCCAAAGGACCAAUUAAUAAAGGAAAAAUAAAAAAUAUAUACUACUUUGUAUGCUGUAAUUGCCC
Messenger RNA from Spodoptera litura, 1988 nucleotides. RefSeq lists its product as uncharacterized. The record is from RefSeq and is a predicted model, not a curated record. Lineage: Eukaryota; Metazoa; Arthropoda; Insecta; Lepidoptera; Noctuidae.